AUGGAGGAAGCUCUUGUGGAUCAGCUGCAAUCUAGCCUCCUGCCUCUCCUGCAAGGCCAAAUCAACACUCUCUUCCAAGCACUAGACCCCGCUGGUUUACGAAAUCAACCAAGGCCAAAGCUUAGUCUCGUCUUGCAGACUCAAGCAGAACUCGAUGACAGCUUGGAUCAAAUCAAAUAUCUCACUGCCACCUUAUGUCCAGACCCUGCAACUCAACCACAUCGAACGGAUGACCAUGGUCUUGAACGAUUCAAAUCCUGCAGACUCUACCGGCUGAAAGCCAACGUCGAAUUAGUGUUACCCUGGCGAAUGUGUGAAAUAUUUGAGGCGGCCGAUAAGCUCAUCCAAAAGAUGGAGCUUUCAUCAGCACCAUCCAUCCCCGGUUCGCCAGAGAUAGAGUCUCUUGAUAAAUCUUUACAUGUGGCCGUUUUGGGUGCCUUGGAUACGAUCAAGAAAAUGGCCAACUGUUUACAAGCAUCUGAACUGGUGAUCGCUCAAGAUUUAUGGAAAAGUAGUAGACUUGCCAUAGAAAAUCAACUACAGUCUAUCAUUGAGAACCUCAAUCUGUCAAUGAUCAAUCGACUGAAUCUCGAACAAGCUUUGAAGGAAAAAUUCCUCGGUCAAUCAGUCAUUCAACUAGCCAAGUUAACAUUACCAAUCUUCAAACUAUCCAAGAUCUUCUUCAGCAAGGUAUCUAAGCGAGGUUUAGCUCUGUUGUAG
Molecule: messenger RNA, 720 nt
Organism: Puccinia graminis f. sp. tritici CRL 75-36-700-3
Lineage: Eukaryota; Fungi; Basidiomycota; Pucciniomycetes; Pucciniales; Pucciniaceae
Exons: 2
Coding region: 1-720 (239 amino acids)
Source: RefSeq, a predicted model, not a curated record